AGUGCAAAAAAGGGAUGAGAGGAAGGUAGAGGUGUGCAUAAAGAGGGAAGUGGGAGGUCAAAAGGAUGGGAGGAUGGGUUAGUGUGCAUGAAUCCUGAUGGUCCUCUGGCAGAUUGACCAAAGCCGAAUUGAUUCGCUCCUCCCGUAUAAACGGAGAGCAACAGGAACAAAAGAGGCUUAAGGCUGAAAAGCAAGCAUUUCACUUUGAGAUUAAGAGACAGUGGCUGACUGAAAAGACGGAGAGAUAAACACAGAAGAGGUGGACUGACAGUGGAAAUAGUUAAUGUCUAAGAGAGUGAAUGGCUCGUGGAUGGGGUCUAUCUCUGUCCCGUCCUCCAUCCCUCAUGCCUUCCACUCACAGCUCUCUUCGGCCGCUGACCUCAGCAUAGCCAUCUUACUCAUCAUCACAGGUGUGGUGUCGGUGGUUGGGAAUGGGCUGGUGUUGUUGGUUUGCGGACAGAGGAGAAAGAAGCUCAGAGCUCACGAGCUGAUGACCAUCAAUCUGUCCGUUUGUGAUUUUGGCUACAGCCUGCUGGGGGCGCCAUGUAUCAUCACCUCAAGUCUGUCGCAUGCAUGGAUUUUUGGGGAAACAGGAUGUAUGUGGUACGGGUUUCAGGGCUUUGUUUUUGGCAUUGGUUCUCUCAUCACUACCUGCCUUAUCUCCCUUGACCGCUGCUUCAAGAUCUGUAGCUUUCAAUAUGGUCAGUGGAUUGAGAGAAAACAUGCCUCUCUGUCUGUGGCUCUGGUGUGGAUCUAUACAUUAUUCUGGGCCUCACUACCUGUGUUUGGCUUUGGUAGUUACGGCCCGGAACCGUUUGGAACCAGCUGCACCAUAAACUGGUGGAGAAUGAAGUCUUCACUCAAGGAUAGAGUCUAUAUUUACCUGAUCCUUUCACUCUGCUUUGGAGUUCCAACCUUCAUUAUCAUCACUUCAUACCUCGCUAUACUCAUCAAGGUGUAUCGGUCUGGUCGUGUAUUGGCUUCAAUCCCUUCAUCCAAUGUCACUCACAACAGCAAAGAUCUCCGGCUGACAAAGAUAGCAGCAGUGGUGUGUUCCUCAUUUCUGAUUGCCUGGACUCCCUAUGCGAUCGUUUCGCUCUACUCCGCUCUGACUGCUAGAGAGGAGCACACUGGAGAAGACGGAGGAACCGCUCUCGUGGGUGGAAUGUCAGCAGCGGGGGUCGGCCAUGGCAGAGGGUUGUCUGAUGUCUUUGGUUUUCCCUUCCUCAUUAACUGGACCUCUUCAGAACACUUCGGGGAUGCUUUUGGCUCCUGGAGGAAUAUGACUUCUGAUCAUUCCCAUCAUUCAGUAGGGCAUCAUGGAUCAAGUUCAACUGUGGGUUCUGCACAUGGAGGAAUGAAUGGACAUCAAUCACAUCUUGUGUCCAUCCUGAAGCCAGAGGUCUCACUCAUUCCUGCAAUUUUGGCCAAGUCACACUGCAUGAUAAACCCCUUCAUCUACCAGAUCAUGAACCGUGACUUCAGGGAGGACGUCUAUGAUCUCUUGUGUCUGAGAGCAAAAGAUGGAGAGAGGAGGAGAACAAGGAGCACAGACGGCAGUGAUUCUGAUGGGUAUCGUGGAAGCGUCACUCUCUCUUAUAUUCACAGCUGGAGGAGAAGAAGCACACCUACCAGUCAGUCAUCUGGGGAGCGUGUGAAGAAAGAUUCCUCACGGAAGAGUAGAGGUAGUAGAGGGAGCCGAGGGAGUAGAGGUCAGAGAGGGUCCUGUCAGGACAGUACAGCAGUCGGGUGGGCAACCUUGGAUACUACAACCUUAGAUAUGCAGACCAACUUAGAAAGAGAGAGAUGGAAGGAGGUGGAAAGAGAGACGAAAAAAGAAUUGAGUGAACCCACCUCUAACAGCUUGUUGACGGGUGAAGAGUGAUGCUUGCUGUCUAAAUAGACAGCAACAGCAUAGUUCAUAAUGCAGUUAGUUAGCUCAAAAUAUCUGUUGUUUUAGGAAAAAAAAAAAAA
Molecule: messenger RNA, 1974 nt
Organism: Sinocyclocheilus anshuiensis
Lineage: Eukaryota; Metazoa; Chordata; Actinopteri; Cypriniformes; Cyprinidae
Product: chemokine-like receptor 1
Exons: 9
Coding region: 284-1885 (533 amino acids)
Biological process (GO): G protein-coupled receptor signaling pathway
Cellular component (GO): membrane
Molecular function (GO): G protein-coupled receptor activity
Source: RefSeq, a predicted model, not a curated record